AUGACGUUGGUAUGGAGUACACUACACGACGUCGUGUGGAAGGCAGUUAUGAAGGAACUGUUGUUCAGUCGGAACAGGCAUGCCCCGGGAGGGGGAAGGCCCAAUAGUUCCCCUUAUGUGGCGGAGGGGGUUGCCUUGCAUAAGAAUACCCUAGACGUUCUGGCCCGGGGACCAAAGUAUAGUCCACGGAGCAAGGUUUCAUCAGAAGAGAUGGUGGCGUUCACUAGGAAGAUAGCUCUAAAAUGCCCGCCAAACGCCCAAGUAGCAGUGUCGGACCAGUGCAUUGAUGCAGUGACGACUUUACGAGAUCAAGGUGCAAUUCGAUCGAGCCUGAAUUUAUCGUCAGUGAAAAGGGAUCUGAAAACAAAUGGUUGUUGUCUACUUCAGGCGGACAAGGAGGGAAGAUUUGUGGUUCUUCCACAAGGGGAGUUUCAACAGAAGGCGCUGCAGGCCCUUAAUAAGAAUUUCAUGGCCUUGUCUGAAGAAGACAUCAGGGGGUUCAGGAGGUUGGCCAUCGCAGCUCUAGAGGAUGCCGGCAUGCCGGGCACCGUUAACCAAGUAAAGAAGUGUAUGAAGACCCAUCUUGACGUCUUCUUCACAGCGAAAACUCACAAGCAAGGGUUACCUUUCCGUCCGAUUGUGUCUGAGCGAGGGUCCUGGCAGUCCUACGUCUCCAGUGUUCUACGCAAGGGCCUCAACAUCGUUGAAGUCAAUGACCCUUACUACCUGUCGCGGUCGGAAGAGGUCACCGCGUUUCUGGGUUCUUUAAGGGAGGAGAAGUAUGACUUUCGAUCCUUUGACGUCGAAGACAUGUUUUUCAACUUGGACACUGGACUUCUUCUCAGGCUGGUGGAGGAGGAGCUGGACAGGGUAAACCCGGUCACGUUUUCCACUGAAACCGGGAUGUCCUCGCGGAGUUUCGUGGAGCUACUACACAUUUAUUUAUUGUCCACCACAGUUGAGUUCCAGAAGGGAAUAUACCGGCAAAAGAAGGGGGUGUGCAUCGGGUCCAGGAUAGCCCCGGCCCUAAGCAACAUAUACCUGGCGGCGUUCGAUAGGCAACUUCAGGGAAGACUACAAAGGGCUGCACCCAACAUGCUACGAAUUUGUAGGUACGUGGACGAUUACCUUCUGGUUUCGGUGGGGGAAGUGGACUGGGUCCCUGUGUUGCGGCUGUUCCAGACCAACGAGUACGGGUUAAAAUUUACCCUGGAGGAACCCGCGAGGGACACGUUGCAGUUCUUGGACUUGAGGCUGAUUAGAGAAGCCCGACACCUGUGCUGGAUGUACGGUCAGAGGACGGAAAAACCGUUACUCCCCUUCAAUUCGAACCACACGAAGAUGGUGAAGAUGGGCAUCGUAAACAGCUUGGUGAGGGCAUGCGUUGUCAAGAGUUGUCAACAUCGAGUCGAGGCAAGCCUGAGGGAGCAGCUGCUAAGACUUUCGCGAGCAGGGUACCCGAUCGAUUUUACCAGAGGAGUGGUCAGGCGUCUUCUGAAGGGCUCAAGGGGCUCCGGUACAGGUCGGGAGGAGCGGCCCGAGAAGACGGUGGUGAUCCCGUAUGUGCAUGGAGCAACGCACCGACUGGUAAAAGUGGCACAAAAACAAGGGAUUAAGAUUGUGCCCACUGUUAGGAGCAAACUGAGUUCAUUGCCGGGAUGGGGCGCGGCAGAGGAUGCCAGACCGACUUGCAGGGUAAGACACAGGAACAGAUUCGUGGAGUGUUGCGCGGGUGUAGUGUACUCCAUACCAACGUCAUGCGGUCGACAGUAUGUAGGAGAAACCUCUAGGUGUUUGAAUGACCGGAUCCGAGAGCAUCGAAACAAGGUGGACAAGAAAGAUGAAGAGGGAUCUCGGCUUGCAGGCCACGUCAUUUAUUGCCGGUGCCAACCCCAGUACGGCCAGACAAAAGUCUUAUACAGAUCUAAAGACGUUCAUGUGCGGCAUGUGUUAGAGACAAAGACGAUAAUGCAACUUAAAGAUAAAUGCGUCAGUGCUGCGACGGCGACCCUGACAGAGAAACAGCAACACCUUAUCAACUCCGAACGGGUGUUCUGA
Messenger RNA from Ornithodoros turicata, 2058 nucleotides. RefSeq lists its product as uncharacterized. NCBI's taxonomy places the organism in Eukaryota, Metazoa, Arthropoda, Arachnida, Ixodida, Argasidae. The transcript has a single exon. The record is from RefSeq and is a predicted model, not a curated record. The coding region runs from base 1 to 2058 and encodes 685 amino acids.